UCGGCGGUGAGGAGACCACGCCGGGAAGCUCGGGGCGAGCGGCCUGGCGCAGCGGCGGCAGAUCAGGCGCCAGGAUUCCCCGGCCACCUGAGCGCCAAAGCCGGGCGGGCGGCCCCGGAGGAGUUCUUUGAAGAAAAAUGUGCUUCUUGAACCAAUUGCAGUUUGUCCUCUACAUAAAGAACUCUUAAGGCUACUAGUGGGAUAGAAGCAAAUUAAACUGAAAGCUCAUCUGCAGCUCAGAAAAACAAAGACAUGGAGUUUUGAGGAGUGAAGGUAGCAUGGUGUCGGCCAUGGGUGAUCAAGACACAGCCAGACAAUGUGGACCAAUUUCUUCAAACUACGGCUUUUCUGCUGUCUGCUUGCAGUGUUGAUGGUGGUGGUGCUGGUCAUCAAUGUUACUCAGGUAGAGUACUUGGACCAUGAGACUGUUUCAGCCAUAUUCAUCGACAGCAGUGGGCAGUUUGUUUCCUCCCAAGUGACAGGGAUUAGCCGGAAUCCCUACUGUGGCUAUGAGCACCAGACCCUGUCCAGCCAGGAGCGUUUGGAAGAGGACUCCUUGCUGGCUGCCUUGCAGUGGCAGGUUCCUGAUGUGGGCCCAGUCCCCUUUGUGAAGAGCACUGACCCUUCUUCCAGCUACUUUGUCAUCUUAAACUCUGCAGCCUUCUUCAACGUGGGAAGCCAGCUGGAGGUGCUGGUUCAUAUGCAGGACUUUGAAAGGAAGCCCAAGAAGUAUGGUGGAGACUACCUGCAGGCUAGAAUUCAUUCCCCCAAGUUGCAAGCAGGGGCUGUGGGCAGAGUGGUAGACUACCAGAAUGGGUUUUACAAGGUUUUUUUUACUUUGCUCUGGCCAGGGAAAGUUAAAGUAUCUGUAUCUCUGGUCCACCCCAGUGAAGGGAUCAGAGUUCUUCAGCACUUACAGGAAGAGAAACCAGACAGGGUCUAUUUCAAGAGUCUCUUCCGUUCAGGAAGAAUUUCUGAAACCACUGAGUGCAACGUGUGUCUUCCUGGGAGUCUGCCCUUGUGUAACUUUACAGAUCUCUACACUGGAGAGCCCUGGUUCUGCUUCAAACCAAAGAAGCUCCCUUGCAGCAGCAGAAUUAACCAUUUCAAAGGUGGAUACCUGAAGGGUCUCCUGACUGCUUCAGAGAGCGCUUUCUUCCAGAGUGGUGUCAAUAUCAAAAUGCCAAUAAACUCCAAUGGACCUGAUUGGGUAACUGUGAUUCCCAGGAGAAUAAAAGAAACUAACAACCUAGAACUAUCUCAAGGCUCAGGAACUUUUCCUUCUGGGUACUAUUAUAAAGACCAGUGGAGGCCCAGAACGUUUAAGAUGCGUCAGUUUAAUGACCCUGACAACAUUACAGAGUGCUUACAAAGAAAAGUGGUGCAUUUAUUUGGUGAUUCAACAAUUAGACAAUGGUUCGAAUACCUUACUACAUUUGUUCCAGAUUUAGUGGAGUUUAACUUGGGUAGUCCCAAGAAUGUGGGUCCCUUCCUUGCAGUGGACCAGAAGCACAACAUCCUGCUCAAAUACCGCUGCCAUGGUCCGCCCAUCCGCUUUACGACCGUCUUUAGCAGUGAGCUCCAUUAUGUGGCAAAUGAGCUGAAUGGUAUUGUGGGAGGGAAGAACACCGUGGUUGCCAUAGCUGUAUGGUCUCACUUCAGCACCUUCCCCCUGGAAGUGUACAUCCGGCGGCUCAGGAAUAUCCGUCGAGCAGUGGUCCAGCUCCUGGAUAGAAGUCCUAAGACUGUGGUGGUCAUCCGGACGGCCAAUGCCCAAGAGCUGGGGCCUGAGGUUAACAGGAAGAUCACGAGGGCCCUGGCUGAACUUUACCUUUUGGCUUUCUUGGCCUGAUGCUGAACUCCCGAGGGUGAGAUGGGCAGAUAUUUCUAACCAAGUAGGGCUGAUGUAGUCAAAAUGGGCAAUGGCAUAGUCUCUAAGAUUUUUAAGAUUCUUGUUUUUCUUAAAUUAACCAAUUUUUUUGAAGUUGCCUUAAAAUUAUUUAUAGACAUUUUGCUGUGAUUUCAUAUGAACUAAGGUUUUCUGGUGGUUUAGCAUUUUUAAACCAAUUUGUUGGCUUUCCAUUGUUUUCUAUGGGAAGAGGACAUAUGAACACAUGUAAGAGGGGAAUUCAGCUCUCUGCUACUGACAGUUUCGGGGCUAUGUAAUCUUUAACAGGCUGGAGAGUAUCAUGCCACCUCACAGUAUUGGUAAAGAGGCUCAUUAAAGCUAGCAUAUGUGGUUUAUGAUGAAAGCACUUCCUGUUCUUUUAAUCUGAGACUGACUGUAAGGUAAAACAUUUUCCUUUCAAACUCAGUGGAUGAAAAUAUUUCACUGUUCCUGGGGGAGUUAGUGGAUUGGGAAUUAACACUUAUUACACACUUGUUUUGGGAGCUGACCAGCAAGAUCUCAUUUAGCUCUCAUAAUACCAUUUGAGGUACUUGUAAUUAGCCUUAUUUUAUAGAUGAGGAAAUUAAGACUCGGAAGGAUUGAACAGUUGGCUUAAGGUCCCCCAGAUAGUAAGUGGCAGAGCUUGGACUUGAUAGCAGGUCACUGGGGAUAUUAACAGAGGUACAAUGGGAAGAGGUCAACUUCUUUCCAGGGUUCUGAUUUCCCUAAGGCCCUUCCCCUUCCCCACUCAUACUUGGCUACCCCCUACCCCCUGUUUAGACUUAACUGGUAAAGUUUUAUUGAUAACCACCAUAACCCUUCAUCUUUUAAGAAAACCACAUGACAAUGUUUUAGACCUUUCAAAGAGUGAAGCUGUAUGGUGGAAUUGAUAGGGGUGUUUAGGCUAAUAUUUGGGGGAGAGACACCCAUUUACUUAUUAAGCCAUGUUUGGACACAACAGCUGGGAUUAUAAAGAAAUGGAUAUCCUGCUACCUAUUUACCUUGCUCAUCACAGGACAUUUCCUUCCGUAUUGGAAAGCUAAAUGUUAGCAUAGCAUAAACUACCUGAAUUGACUUCUUCCAGAGGUAGUCCCAGGAUAGAAAUGUUCAUGUUUUACAUCUCUCGUGAUUUUUAAAAAAUCUUCACAUGAGGCUGGGUACAGUGGCUCACAUCUGUAAUCCCAGCACUUUGGGAGGGCAAG
Messenger RNA from Lemur catta (Ring-tailed lemur), 3090 nucleotides. It is a transcript of the gene NXPE3, whose product is annotated as neurexophilin and PC-esterase domain family member 3. The record is from RefSeq and is a predicted model, not a curated record. The transcript has 7 exons. Bases 317 to 1852 code for a protein of 511 amino acids. Lineage: Eukaryota; Metazoa; Chordata; Mammalia; Primates; Lemuridae.